This is a messenger RNA of Fragaria vesca subsp. vesca, 1973 nucleotides long. RefSeq lists its product as uncharacterized. Lineage: Eukaryota; Viridiplantae; Streptophyta; Magnoliopsida; Rosales; Rosaceae. Gene Ontology annotation, cellular component: peroxisome. Gene Ontology annotation, molecular function: RNA nuclease activity. Gene Ontology annotation, biological process: regulation of gene expression. The record is from RefSeq and is a predicted model, not a curated record. The transcript is spliced from 2 exons. Bases 83 to 1663 code for a protein of 526 amino acids.
CCUUCGUCGGAGUUGCUUGGCUUUUACGGAAAGUAUCCAACUUUGGAGACAAUUAUGAGGUAGACUUGAGUUUUGAGCUUUGAUGGCUUGCCAAAAUACAUCAACAUCAAUUGUGCCUUCAGACCCCUCCGAUCAAAGAGGUUCUUACAUGCUAGAUGCAAACAUGAACGCACUUCAAGCUCCAAUGAACCAGCCAAUCCGAAGCUCCGCUGAAGGUCCUGUUGCUAUCCUCUGGGAUAUUGAAAACUGCCCUGUGCCAAGUGAUGUUCGUCCUGAAGAUGUAGCUGGUAACAUCAGAAUGGCUUUGCAAGUACAUCCUGUAAUUAAAGGAGCUGUUGUUACGUUUGCUGCAUAUGGGGACUUCAAUGCCUUCCCCAGGCGGCUCCGCGAGGGAUGUCAGAGAACUGGUGUUAAACUCGUUGAUGUACCAAAUGGAAGAAAGGAUGCUGCUGACAAGGCCAUCUUGGUUGAUAUGUUCCUGUUUGCUCUUGACAAUCCUCCACCAUCUUCCAUCAUGCUGAUCUCUGGGGAUGUUGAUUUUGCUCCAGCACUCCAUAUACUUGGGCAACGUGGGUACACAGUGAUUCUAGUAAUACCUUCUGGAGUGGGCGUUUCAUCUGCUCUCAGCAAUGCUGGUAAGUUUGUGUGGGACUGGUCUAGCGUAGCUCGUGGGGAAGGCUUUGUGCCUACAACUAAGUUUCUAAUGCAUCCUCGUGGGGGACAAGCUGAUAUUACUGGCUAUUUCAUGGGUUGCCAUAUUAAUGAUCAUAUGGAUAGCCAAACUGAGGAUGAAGCUAUUUUAUACAGGGGGAUCUCACAAAGCUAUUACAAUUCAAGAGAUUUUUCAAUAGUGUCACAAUCUAUGUCUGAAUAUAACAGUAGUUCCUUAUUGAUGCCUGGCGGCGCGUCGAGAUCACACAGUCUCCCAUCAGGUCUUAAUGAAGUUCCUGCUGGACCUAGUAGUUCUGCCGAUCAAAAUGGAUCUGCUUGGUGGGUUCAACCAGGGGACCUUAAUGGUCUUAGGGGACAGCUUGAGAAGUUGCUUGAACUUUCUGGAGGUUGCAUGCCUCUUACUCGAGUUCCUUCCGAGUAUCUGAAAGUUUUUGGAAGACCUCUUUAUGUAUCGGAGUAUGGUGCAUUUAAGCUUGUUAAUCUGUUUAAGAAGUUGGGUGACACAAUAGUUGUAGAUGGUAAAGGGCAAAAGAAAUUUGUCUACCUCCGAAACUGGAAACCAAGCCCUUUGAUUUCAACUGGGAAGGAUAAUAGUAGGAAAGGGAAGGGGACUCAGGAAGAGAGUAUGGCUAUUAUUACAGGUAAUGGCUCAUCAGAAGAGUUCUCAGAGGAGGAAAGAGUAGUUUUAGAAGAACAUGAUGACAGGAGUCAAGGACAGACCAAUUUGAGAACAACAGGUAAAUGUGAAAUUGAUGACCAUGACCUUGAGCACUUCAAAUAUGAGUUGCAGGAGAUUCUUGUUAGCUACUCUUGUGGGAUUUUUUUGGGUUGUUUUGAGGCGAUCUACCAGCAAAGGUACAAAAAACCAUUGGACUGUCAAAAGUUUGGUGUUGAUCAACUAGAGGAGCUGUUUGAGAGGCUGACUGAUGUGGUGGUGUUGCUUGAAGAACCUGUUAGCAAGCAAAAGUUCCUGGCUGCAAGUGGUGGCUGAAAUUAUUGAGGUGCUGUUGUUUUAGCAAUGGUGUGAUGUUUUCAACUUAUGUGUGCGCUGGAGGAUUGCUGUAUGCUUAUGCAGCCUGGUUUUUCUCCCUGGUCUUUUUCACUUUUUAUUAGAAGUCAUGAAGAAAGAGAGAGAAAAAAAAAAAGAUGACAGUAGAGCUGGGAUACGUUUUUUUAUGUUCAAUGCGUUCUGCAUAGAUUUGAUGCUUAUUAUUGGUCUAUGCACAACUCAUACCCAGUUAUUUGUAAUUGAUCAACUGCUAAUGGGAGAUCUAAGUGUAAAUUUACUUAUAUGUUACUUU